CUCACUACACCUGCGUAUGUGCCGGUCUCAUCCGCGUAAUCGUAUUACUAGUAUGAAUUAAUUCAAUGUCGGAUCGUGGAGCCAUACAACUAAUAGUGCUCGCUUACCACAGGCCCAAGUCCCUUCUCAGCAACGGCUCCUUUUUUUAUUUGUCACAUCCUUAACCUUUUCUACUUACAGCCGAUAUGUAUUCUGCGGUUCGCACCCACGACUACGACUACUAUCCCGAAUCGGAAAUGGAUGAGCGCGAGAGCCUAUAUUUUGACACGAUAUCGCUGGCCGAAUCGGAGGCUGCCGCCGCGGCCGCACAUCGCAAAUCACUUUCACAAUCCCGCAACACCAUCUACCAUUCAGCCGUGGAUUUGGCCGCUGAUGAGGCUCGUCACAUGCGUCUCGCCUGGCAGCCGGGCUAUAGGCAAUCCACUGCCUUGGAGCAUCUCAAUGGCUUCACCGAUCAGACAGAUUCCGGACGGAUGUCGCUGCAAAAUGGGCGCACCAACCACGACUAUGGCAGCGGGAAUGGCAAUCGCAAUGGCAUUGGCAAUGAAAACGCGGACGAUGAGGUCUCUAGACGUCUUUUAAGACAAAGUAGCACAGUUUCUAACAAAAAUAAGAAAUUGCCAAUUACAUACUCCCAGUGGAAACUUAGGACGUACCGCUUCUUUGAGGAUAAGAAGCGGUCGGUCGACUUUGUGUUGGCCUACGACAGCAACAAUUGUGGCGGUAGCAAGCCCGUAGUUUACGAGGCGAACAUCAAGGGGGAUGGCCUACAAUUGGAGGAAGACCAGAAGCUUGAGUUGGGACGCAAGGCGAAGGAGGAGGAGAAACGCAAACGGAAGAUAUUCGAGGCGAAUAUGAAGCGGGAAGGACUGCAGUUGGAGCUCUGUGGGACGCAGUUCAUGCAAAAAUUCAUUAAGAUACAUGCGCCGGACCAUGUUCUCUAUCACUAUGCCGAAAUACUCAAAAUUAAGAUGCCAAUGAAGCCGAUACCGGGCCAAGAGCUGAUAUUUGAUGGCAAUUUUGAGUUCAAGACGCGCAUCACUCGCAUGUUCCGACGCCUCUUCAGCUCCGUGCAACUCAGCACGAAGGACUUUGAGGAGCGUGAGCCGCGAAUACAUAUGGAGUUCGCCCGCAAAUAUCUGCAUUUGUUCGAUAAAAACCACCGAAACUUUUUCGACGCCAGCACGCGCUAUGCAAUAAUUAACUUUAUAAUGCAGCGCCAGCAUUUUGUGGAGGGCGAGGAGACGCCGGACAACAUUGGGAUCGAGAAACUGCUCCAAGAUGGCGUCUAUUCUUGUGCGUAUACGCUACACGAAAAGAGCGAUCGAGAAAAAUUGUUAAAGGAGUGGGCCAACAUACGCAAGUGGCAUAAACUGCAGCCGCUGGACUAUAUCAAGGACUACUUUGGAGCUAAGGUCGCCUUAUACUUUGCCUGGCUCGGCUUCUAUACGCAAAUGCUCAUUCCGAUCAGCAUUUUCGGCAUAUUGUGCAUACUAUACGGGUUUCUGACCUGGAGCAGCGAUUCCAUUAGCCACGACAUAUGUGCGGACAAUGGCUCGACAAUUAUGUGCCCGCAGUGCGAUCGCAAUUGCAACUUUUGGAAGCUGAGCGAUACGUGCACGUCAUCGCGUUACAACUAUUUGAUUGACAAUAAUGUGACGGUUGUGUUCGCGCUUGUUCUGUCCGUCUGGGCAGUCAUCUAUUUGGAGUUUUGGAAGCGCUAUUCUGCAGGUCUGGUGCAUCGUUGGGGCCUUACCGGCUUCACCCAUCACGUGGAGCAUCCGCGACCCCAAUAUCUGGCAAAAAUUGCGAACUCGAAGCUCGCAAAAAAAGGCACGACGGAAGCCUCACUGGGCGCUCAAACAAGCAGCAACGGUCGAGUACCCUUGGACACCGAGGUGCCUUUCUGGAGCUAUAAAUUCCUGCCAAACUUCACCAGCUACAGCAUCAUGGUGCUCUUUAUUUGCAUAUCAGUGAUAGCUAUAUUUGCGGUUAUAAUUUAUCGCAUGGCGCAGAAUGCCUCGCACAGCAUAUUGGGGAACGAGAACUCGACGACCCACAAGAUAAUGGUGCUGCCCAUAACGGCAGGUAUAAUCGAUUUGGUUGUCAUCUCAGUGCUGGAUCUGGUCUAUUCGAAGCUGGCAAUUAGUCUAACCAACUACGAGUACUGCCGCACCCAAACGGAAUACGACGAAAGUCUGACCAUCAAGAAUUAUUUGUUCCAGUUUGUCAAUUACUACUCCUCGCUCUUCUACAUAGCCUUCCUCAAGGGCAAGUUUGUCGGUUAUCCUGCCAAAUACAAUCGCAUCCUCGGCUUCCGCCAGGAAGAGUGCAAUCCGGGCGGCUGUUUAAUGGAGCUCUGCAUGCAGCUGGUAAUCAUUAUGGUGGGCAAACAGGCAGUUAAUUCCAUUGUCGAGAUGCUCAUACCGUAUUUGAUACGCAAGUUCCACCGCUUGAACAACUACAAGAACAGUCAUAAAGAAAAGGUGGUUGUGUGCAGCCAAUGGACAGAGGAUUACAAUUUAAUACCCUUCUCGAAUAGUUCACUGUAUGAAGAGUAUUUGGAAAUGGUGAUGCAGUAUGGAUUUAUAACGCUGUUCAGUAUCGCCUUUCCGUUGGCUCCGCUGCUGGCUCUACUUAACAAUAUAAUCGAGGUGCGUCUGGAUGCCAUUAAGAUGUUGCGAUUUAUGCGAAGACCCGUAGGGAUGCGAGCUCACGACAUCGGCGUCUGGCACAAUAUCAUGUAUGUGGUGACACGUAUUGCUGUCGCCUCAAGCGCCAUGAUAAUUGCAUUUAGCUCCAACCUUAUACCGAAACUAGUUUAUAGUAUUACGAAGGAGGAAACACCCGAUCGCUAUUUAAACUUUACGCUCGCGUACUUCAACACCAGCGAUUUUGAGAUGCCACUCACGCUGAAUGCCACCCUAAACAUUACGCAGUGUCGUUACACCGAGUUCCGCAAUCCACCCGAGCACCAAAAUCCAUAUAAACGGCCCAUGAUUUACUGGAAAAUACUCACCGCUCGCUUGGCUUUUAUUGUAAUCUAUCAGAACAUCAUCGGCAUUCUGCAGGGAAUACUUCGAUGGGCUGUCCCAGACGUGCCGGGCAAGCUGCUGAAGCGCAUCAAACGUGAAAACUUUUUGCUGCGCGAACAUAUAAUUGAAUUCGAGAAGCAACAUGCCGCGCAACUCGCUAAAGAAAACGCUUUACACACACCGGAGCAAGAGUUACGACACCGCCAAGUCCCUGCGGAAGAUAGUAACGACCAGGCUACGACUUCUGUUUGAGAUUUCAUUGAACUUCGUGUUGAAUUUAAAUAUGUCUAUUUUUUUAACGUUGUGCCCCAUGAGUAGUUGAAUAUAUAUACGAUUAUAUGUAUAUAUACAUGAAAUGUCUCCCUCGAAUUAAUGAUUGCAGAAGAAUGAAAAGGCAUACCAUGUUUCGAAAUACAGUCGAAUUUGUAUUAAAAAGUAUUCUUAUAUUUGUUUAUUGUAAGACCUAUAUAAGACUUUUUAUAAGACUAACAUAUAUACUGCCCUGUGUGCUUUUUUUUAUAACAUCACAAUUGUUCAGUGUUCAAUUAAAGAUAAAUAUGUAAAUACUUGUAAAAUUUGACACCUAUCCGGCUGUUAAAGGGACAAUCAGUGCACCAUUUAUAUAUGUAUAAUUUAUAAUUAUCCACACGUUGAUUAUUAUCAAAAAGAGGGGAGGAAGGUUCAUUUAAUUAGUCAUAAUUUAAAAAUAAAAGUAUCUUUUCUUUUGCAUCCAUUAACAGUUGUUCUUAAAUUGUUUCCUUGCCGGACCUCAAUCGCUACAUACUCGUAUACUUAAGACAUAUAUACAUUGUUUGUUCUGUUAACCACUUUGAAAAUUAUUUAUAAUGUACCUGGUCAAAAUAAAAUCGAGCUAAAGUUUAGUUAUUGUUAAUGCAA
Molecule: messenger RNA, 3932 nt
Organism: Scaptodrosophila lebanonensis
Lineage: Eukaryota; Metazoa; Arthropoda; Insecta; Diptera; Drosophilidae
Product: anoctamin-1
Exons: 10
Coding region: 186-3287 (1033 amino acids)
Biological process (GO): chloride transmembrane transport
Cellular component (GO): plasma membrane
Molecular function (GO): protein dimerization activity; chloride channel activity
Source: RefSeq, a predicted model, not a curated record